AUGCCAGCUUGUCGAAGUCCUGUGACAACACGGCAAGGAUUUGGUCUUGACGAGCUGGCUGAACGCUACGGGCUCGAUGACCUGAUGGAUUUCACGGACAACAAUGCAUGCCACAACCAGAGUAUCGACGAGGAGUUCACGGCCUACUUUACAGUGCCGCUUUCUGAGAAAGGGACAGACAUUCUGAAGUUCUGGGAAAUCCAUGAAUCAAGUUUCCUGACUCUUUUCGCAAUAGCGCUCGACUACCUUCCCAUCCAAGCCUUGGCAGUACCUUCACUGCAAAUGCUCAAGUUCUUGCUGAAGAUGAAACGGCUCAACUUCAUGGAAGGCUUAGAAACACCAGAAAUAGAUAUGCUGGUGCCUGCCGAUGACGAAACGGACUUAUUAGGACAAGUGGCCUCUGAGUGGAACAGUAAUAUAGACACCCUACUCGCAGCUCUUGGUCAAUACAACGAUGACGACACAUAG
Molecule: messenger RNA, 468 nt
Organism: Cyclocybe aegerita
Lineage: Eukaryota; Fungi; Basidiomycota; Agaricomycetes; Agaricales; Hemipholiotaceae
Source: the annotation of a GenBank genome assembly